UGUUCUUUACUCUUCUGCCUCACUCUUGAGCUCCACUGACUUCUACCCCAGUGCCAGUGAAGACAAUGACCCUCCAGAGUGGAGCGCUGGUGCUAGGAGUUUUCAUCCUGGCUGUCCUGAUGAACCUUCCGAAAUCGUGGGCCAUCAAAGCGGAUCAUGUGAUCAUCCAGGCCGAGUUCUACCAGAGCCCUGACCAAUCAGGCGAGUUUAUGUUUGACUUUGAUGGUGACGAGAUUUUCCACGUGGAUAUGGGCAAGAAGGAGACCGUCUGGAGGCUUAAAGAGUUUGAACAGUUUGCCAGCUUUGAGGCUCAAGGUGCCUUGGCCAAUAUAGCUGUGGACAAAGCCAACCUGGACAUCAUGAAGAAACGCUCCAACAACGCUUCCAUCGUCAAUGUACCUCCAGAAGUGACUGUGCUUUUGCACGACGUUGUGGAAGCGGAACAACCCAACGUCCUCAUCUGUUUUGUUGACAAAUUCACCCCACCGGUGCUCAAAGUCACCUGGCUUAAAAAUGGAGUACCUGUCACCACAGGAGUGUCCGAGACAGUCUUCCUGCCCAGGGACGACCACCUGUUCCGCAAGUUCUUCUAUCUCCCCUUCCUGCCCUCAGCAGAGGACUACUAUGACUGCCAGGUGGACCACUUGGGUCUUGACAAGCCGAUUCUCAAGCACUGGGAGUUUGAAGUGCCAACCCCUUUCCCAGAGACAACAGAAAACGUGGUGUGCAUUCUAGGCCUGGUCGUGGGUCUGGUGGGCAUCAUUGUUGGUACCAUCUUCAUCAUCAAGGGUGUCCGCAAAGGCAAUGCUGUUGAACGCCCUCGUGGGCCUCUGUGAAGCACCUGGAGGUUAAGGCUUGUCUUGGAAAGAAGACCAAUGAAGAGAUUUCUGCUUUCAUAGCUUUGCAAAUUCACCAACACUCCCGUUUUUUCACCCCAGUGAAGAUAACCCUUCUUCAGCACGUUUCCCUUCUUCACCACCUUCCCCAAAGGUGGUGGUGAUCCUGACCCUGUAACCCAACAUAUAUUGGACCGUUUGUCUAUCGCCUCUUCCUGUAUCUGUUUCCCUUCCAUGUCCUACCAUGCAAUGUUUUUGGAAUUGAUGCCAUAUGAUCUGUUCUCUGCUGUGAAGCCUUCUGACCAUCCCAUAAAAGUACCUCCCAUGUGCUUAUUGCUUGAGUUUUGCCAAGCUUUUAUCGUUCUCCUGAAUAUAAUAAACUAUUGGAUGGGUCUUAGGUGAUGUUUUCAGGUUCUUCAGAGAGAGCAAGCUAAGAGUAAAUGUCAUUCUUCCAUCGUGAGAUGCCUGAAUGUAUCUUGCAAGCUUUGGGAUUAAUCAGAAAUAUCCAGGUUCAUUAGGGCUUGGUAUCAUUCAGAGCAUCUGCAGGCAAACCAGUUGCUGUGGUCCAGUUGCCAUCUGGAAAACCAUAGUGUAUGGUUGGUUUAAUUGGAGGUGACUACUGAGCAAUGGAUUGAAUUUUGAUUCUUGAGUCUCCAAUACCAUGAGAUUUGGUAUGUGGUGGUACCAUGGAGUAUUUCAGGAAGAGAGAGUGUUUGUCAUAAAUGUUGCUAGGUCAUUUGGAUAUCCAUUUGUGAAAAUCUACCAUGACAUCUAUUCAAACCAACAAUAAAAAUCAAUUCCUCAUGGA
Messenger RNA from Echinops telfairi (small Madagascar hedgehog), 1644 nucleotides. RefSeq names its product mamu class II histocompatibility antigen, DR alpha chain-like. The transcript has 5 exons. The coding region runs from base 66 to 836 and encodes 256 amino acids. Gene Ontology annotation, biological process: immunoglobulin production involved in immunoglobulin-mediated immune response; antigen processing and presentation of exogenous peptide antigen via MHC class II; peptide antigen assembly with MHC class II protein complex. The record is from RefSeq and is a predicted model, not a curated record. Gene Ontology annotation, cellular component: MHC class II protein complex; membrane. Gene Ontology annotation, molecular function: MHC class II protein complex binding. NCBI's taxonomy places the organism in Eukaryota, Metazoa, Chordata, Mammalia, Afrosoricida, Tenrecidae.